AUGGAGGCAGCAUUACCACAUUUUCAUCGACUGACAACUUCGCGAUUCUAUCAACAUUAUGCAUCUCCUCCUUUAAGAAUUACCAAUGAAUAUCUUCACGAUCUUGUCCCACAACAUCCUCCAACCUUACUCCAGCAAUAUUUAGCAUACUAUAAUGAACCUUUAGUGCCUCUAGAUCUGUCCUUAAAAUCCACAACUCCAAUAACUCCACCAUGCACACCACCGCCAUCUCAGAAGAAAAGAUCAAAUGAAGAUAAAACACCAAACGUAAAAUCACCUAAAAUAUUUCGACAUUUCGAAGAUCCAGAUGAAAAUAAAUCUGAUUCAGACAAUAAAUCAGAGAAAAGGGAAAGAGAUGACGAAAACUCUAACGAUAGUGAAAGCCCCGAAGCGAAAAAGCUUAAAUUUACUAAACAAUUUUUUGAUGAACUCAAAACCUGCCUCCCUUCAGAACCGGAAACUCCAUCCAAAAGUGAAAGAAGUUCGCCAGAUAUUGUUGAAAUUAAAGAUGUCGAAGAAAGGCCUAAAAAAUCUCCAAAACCAGUAACUCAACCGGCGAAGAAGAGCAAAGCUGUAAGAAGGUUGAUGUUUGAUGAAGACAAAACUUCUCCUGUCUCUGGAACAAUUAUUCGAGAUCUUGCUGAAGAUGAAACACUUGUUGUCCGGAAGGGUGACAUAGACCCAGCAUUCAACGUGGUGGAAGUGACAGAGGAAGCCAAGGCGCUGAUAGCAAGCAUUGAGAACCGCCUUGGAAGAUACAUCUGCAGGCUGUGUCGGAGGCUGUACGGCGACGCGUUCGCGCUGGCCCAACAUCGGUGUUCCAGGAUCGUGCACAUUGAGUACCGGUGCCCUGAGUGUGAUAAGGUUUUCAACUGCCCAGCGAACUUAGCCUCUCACCGGCGCUGGCACAAGCCCCGAGUGCCCGGGGCCACCAAACGCCGUGACGCCCCCUCUUCGGAAUCCGGCCGGUUUCCUUGCCAGCAGUGCGGGAAACUGUUUCGGAGACAGGCAUACCUAAGGAAGCAUAUGAUGGCUCAUGAACUACCAGAAAAUGAUGCAGAGAAGGAACCUUCAGCGUUUAGACAAGUGCAAUCGGAUUAUUCUGCUUAUCAACCUGAGCCGAUUCGCGACACAAACUUCAACACAUUCUGGAACAAGAUCCCGCCACCACCUCCAGAGCUGAACUGGGAGGAGGUCAGAACUCGUUGCGUUUCCUCCUGCUCCUCGGAAGACUCCAGGAGUCUUGACGUCACGGGGUCUGAGGACGAAGGAGGCGGGGUGGGGGACGGCUGA
This is a messenger RNA of Amyelois transitella, 1293 nucleotides long. RefSeq names its product zinc finger protein 761-like. Gene Ontology annotation, cellular component: transcription repressor complex; nucleus. The transcript is spliced from 4 exons. Gene Ontology annotation, biological process: regulation of cell cycle process; negative regulation of transcription by RNA polymerase II; neuron differentiation. Gene Ontology annotation, molecular function: DNA-binding transcription repressor activity, RNA polymerase II-specific; RNA polymerase II cis-regulatory region sequence-specific DNA binding. The record is from RefSeq and is a predicted model, not a curated record. Lineage: Eukaryota; Metazoa; Arthropoda; Insecta; Lepidoptera; Pyralidae. Bases 1 to 1293 code for a protein of 430 amino acids.